AUGCCUAUCCCAAUUCCCCAAGCAAACAACCUAACUGAUCUUUUCAGCCUAAAGGGCAAGGUGAUCGUGGUAACUGGUGCCUCCAACCCCCGCGGCAUCGGCUUUGAAGCUGCCCGCGGCUGCGCCGAAAUGGGCGCCUCCGUGGCAAUCACUUACUUCACCCACGAAGACAGCGCAAAGCAAAACGCUGAAGCCCUCACCAAGGAUUACAAUAUUAAGGCACAGGCCUACCACUGCGAUGUUCGCGACUAUGCCGCCGCAAAGACCCUAGUUGACCAGGUUCUCCAAGACUUUGGUCAAAUUGACGGAUUUAUUGCAAACGCGGGCCGUGCAGCAGACGCUGGCGUGCUUGAAAGCAGCGUUGCAGACUGGAUGGAGAUCUUGCAGACAGACCUUAAUGGCACAUUCCACUGCGCGAAGGCAGUUGGUGAGCACUUCAAGGCGCAGGGACAAGGAUCGUUUGUGGUGACAUCGUCGAUGUCAGGCCACAUUGCGAAUUUCCCACAGGAGCAGACAUCAUACAAUGUUGCUAAGGCGGGGUGUGUGCAUUUGGCUCGAUCGUUGGCUAAUGAGUGGAGGGAUUUUGCGCGAGUGAACUCUGUGUCGCCGGGGUAUAUUGAUACGGGGUUAUCGGAUUAUAUUGGGAAGGAGACCAAGGAUUUAUGGAUUUCGAUGAUUCCGCUGGGGAGGAAUGGGGUUGCGAAGGAGUUGAAGGGGCUGUAUGUCUAUUUGGUUAGUGAUGCUAGUACUUACACUACUGGUGCGGAUAUUGUUGUCGAUGGGGGAUACACCGCGCGGUAA
Molecule: messenger RNA, 801 nt
Organism: Aspergillus chevalieri
Lineage: Eukaryota; Fungi; Ascomycota; Eurotiomycetes; Eurotiales; Aspergillaceae
Product: SDR family oxidoreductase
Exons: 1
Coding region: 1-801 (266 amino acids)
Cellular component (GO): intracellular anatomical structure
Molecular function (GO): oxidoreductase activity, acting on NAD(P)H, oxygen as acceptor
Source: RefSeq, a predicted model, not a curated record